Vigna angularis (adzuki bean) is the source of this 493-nucleotide messenger RNA. RefSeq lists its product as uncharacterized. The coding region runs from base 142 to 351 and encodes 69 amino acids. The record is from RefSeq and is a predicted model, not a curated record. The transcript has a single exon. NCBI's taxonomy places the organism in Eukaryota, Viridiplantae, Streptophyta, Magnoliopsida, Fabales, Fabaceae.
UCCAACGUUGCAUUUAUAUAUACACAAUCUCCUUCGAUGAAGCCCCCACAACGCUAUUCACCAUUUUGUGUUCCACUCAAAGCAUACACGACACAAACUUGGAAACAUUCGCAUUUCCAAACAGUACUAUAGUUGGAAAACAUGUCGGAUUGGGGUCCAGUGUUUGUGUCGUUGGUGCUCUUCGUGCUCUUAACUCCGGGUUUGCUGUUUCAGGUGCCUGGGAGGGGAAGGUGCGUGGAGUUUGGGAACUUUCAAACAAGUGGUGCUUCCGUACUCAUUCACUCCCUCCUCUACUUUGGCUUCAUAUGUGUGUUUUUGCUGGCUAUUAAGAUCCACUUGUACCUCGGCUAGUUCAUUUUGCACACCUUAAUCACAGCCACUAACUUUUGUUGGGGUAUUCGGAUAGAUCAAUGUUUCUGUUCGUUAUUUCAUUGUUCUUCAUGUUUUGUUAUUCUUGUCCUUAUUGCAUGUAAUAAAAACGGGGUUUUGUUCU